AUGGUCAAGUUCAUCAAGGCUGGUAAAGUUGUUGUUAUUUUGCAAGGUCGUUACGCCGGCAAGAAGGCUGUCGUUGUUCGUAACCAUGAUGAAGGUACCAAAGACAGACCUUACGGUUAUGCCGUUGUUGCUGGUAUCGAACGUACUCCUCUUAAGGUUACCAAGGCUAUGGGUAAGAAGAAGGUUGCUAAGCGUUCCAAGGUUAAGCCCUUCAUUAAGAUUAUCAACUACAACCACAUGAUGCCCACUCGUUACGGUUUGGAAUUGGAGCAAAUCAAGGGUACUAUUUCCGCUGAUACUUUCAAGGAACCCACUCAACGUGAAGAAUCUAAGAAGGUCAUCAAGAAGCUCUUUGAAGAACGUUAUCAAACUGGCAAGAACAAGUGGUUCUUCAGCAAGCUUAGAUUCUAA
Molecule: messenger RNA, 411 nt
Organism: Cokeromyces recurvatus
Lineage: Eukaryota; Fungi; Mucoromycota; Mucoromycetes; Mucorales; Mucoraceae
Product: ribosomal L27e protein family-domain-containing protein
Exons: 5
Coding region: 1-411 (136 amino acids)
Biological process (GO): translation
Cellular component (GO): cytosolic large ribosomal subunit; ribosome
Molecular function (GO): structural constituent of ribosome
Source: RefSeq, a predicted model, not a curated record